AUUCGGAAAGUCCGAAGAAAGUCGCAGUUUCCAAUCGUCGACAGUAUUAAUAUUGUGGAAUUGUGGAAUCGUUUUAAAAUCGCGUGGAAAAAUUGUGUAAAAUCAGUUCAAACCAAAGAAAAAUGCAGAAAUCCCUAGUUUCCCUCAUUCUAGCCCUCGCCAUCGCUGUUGCGAGCGUCACUGGGAGCCCAGCUGGUGGUCUAACAACGUCUGCCUCUCCUGGCCCAGUAAACAUUGAUACCAUUAAGAGUGGCUUGGAAAAGGCCGCCGAAAAGGUGGGCGUGAGUCCGGAGGCGAUCGCUCAGAUGCAGAGGGACCCUCACGCGACCGUACUCUCGGCGAUGAGCCACCUGACCGACUUCCUUUCGACGACGGCUACCAAAGCCGCUACCACCGCCCAGGCCUCCGUUGGAGACCUCCUCCAGACCACUAAAAACCUUGCCGGUGAUCACAUACAGGCCCUCAAAGAAUACGGUGAUGCCGCCUCCACCGCCGGAUUAAAGGCUGCGGAGACGACCCGCGAUCUCUUUACCAAGUCGUAUCCGAACGCAAUCGGACUUCCACCCCUGACUCUCAACGCCAAAGGGUCCGGCGGCUUCACCGGCUUCGGCAUUUAGAUCCCGCGCGGAUCGUCCCUCCAACGAAUUGUGCAAAGGGAUUUAACUUCAUUGCUCUUCUUCGCCUUUAACCUUAAGUCUUUUCUGUGUUCUGUAUAUUGCACCACAUUCUGCGAUGAGGACUGAGAAACCACCAUUUCUGGCUCACCCCUCAAAACCGCCCGUCUUCGUAGCCUUAACAGCGAUGAACCUCAAAAAAAAAUUCUCGAAAACUUUAAAAAACACAAAAACAAUGUUUGAGGAACCAUUUAUUGGUAUUUUUCUGUUUUAAAAUCUGUGUGAUGAAGAAAGGUCUUUGAAAGACAAUUAACACUUUUUUGCAAGUUUUACAGCAUUUUCUUUUCUCUUUUUGCAAACAUCUGUGGAGGUAAAAAAAAAUUGUAGUUUAGCGCUUCUAGGAGCGUUUUUACUCUUUUUUUCAUUUCAGUUUUAACGUGCGUAAAUUGUGACUAUAAAAAAUGCAUAAUAAAGGUUUCCGCAGAUAAACACUGUAACGACUUCUUGAAAGAGUUGUAUUUUCAGUAUUUCCGGGUUGUUUUUAAGUUUUUGAUCAGUCGUUUCUACUCGAGAGGGAAAAGAAUGGAACUUGGUUUCUUAAAUGGGUCAGGAAUAGUAAUUUACUACCUACUGCAAAAUGUAGUCCGAUUAGAUUAAGUUAAACCCCACGAGUUCGCACUAUCCUACUUCGCACCGGCGGAUUAUGACAAUCUGCUCCCGCAUAAAGCGCGGCUCAAGCAAAUUAGGUCAGUUGAUCCAUACGAUACUAAUUUAUGAAUAAAUUUUAUUAUCCUCUUGCUGA
This is a messenger RNA of Bemisia tabaci, 1416 nucleotides long. RefSeq lists its product as uncharacterized. The record is from RefSeq and is a predicted model, not a curated record. Lineage: Eukaryota; Metazoa; Arthropoda; Insecta; Hemiptera; Aleyrodidae.